UACAAGGAAAGCUAACUUACAGCAAAACAAAAACAAAUUGUGUCUAAAUCAUCGUGGCUAAAAAAUGGACAGUGAAAAUUUAAAGCCAGACAGUAACGACACACGCUGCGUAUUUUUUAACACACACUCAGAGGACUAUCGAUGCGUGGUGAUAUUAACAGUAAAGCGAGCCACUGGGACCGUCUCACUUGCAGGAUGCCUUUUCAUGCUGUUUGUGAUCUGGCUGCUUCGCAGGUAUCACUCUUUGGCUCAGAAGAUGAUUCUCAGCCUGACUGUAGCUGCCUUCUUCGACAGCGUAGCAUAUGUCAUGGGCGAGUCCCAUCCAGAGGGAUCUCUUUGUGACUUCCAGGCCUGGUGGCUAACGUACUUUGACUGGAGUGCCUUGGCCUGGGUUUGCCUCAUCACACUCAACUUGUACCUCAACUUGGUCAGAGAAAUGAGCACAAAGAGAUUUGAAAUGUUGUACCAUGUGACGGCGUGGGGUGUUCCUCUGGUCAUGGCCUCUUUGCCGCUGCUCAGGGGAUACUAUGGCCCCGCGGGAGCCUGGUGCUGGAUCACAGACGAUCACGUAGCCUGGAGAUUUGGGAUAUGGUACGUGCCUUUGUUCAGCCUCAUCCUCCUGAUGAUCGGCUGCUACGCUAGAAUCAUCUGCGUGGCCAAUGACAGGAUGCGGUCAUGGUUGGGAACCUUCAACCCUGAGAGAGAGAGAAGAAAGGUUUCCUUGGCUGAGGAGAUCAAGCCGCUGAAGUGGUAUCCCUCCGUUUACAUAGUGGUGUCUAUCUUCCCUCUCAUCAACAGGCUCCAUAAUGCCAUGUACCCGCAGGAUCCAUCCUUCUCUCUGACCCUGUUGCACGUCCUGUCAGCGCCACUCCACGGCUUGGCCAAUGCCUUUGUCUUUGGCCUGGAUAGGGACUGGUGGAGUCUACUGAGCCCUACUGGCAUGCAGCUGGCUCUGCAGUCGCGGCUGUGCGACAGGACACGGAUCGGAGAGUAUCACCCCGGGGCGGUGCGCUACACACAAGCUGACCUGGUCGACCUUAGUGAUGACGACGACGACGAUGACACCAACGUGCUCUUCUACUCGCCUGACAUGACCCUGAAAGACCGAGGGCCCUGAGAGAGAGCUGAAGAGAGAGAGAGAGAGAGAGAGAGAGGGGGAGACAAAAGAGCUCGAGGGAAGGAGCACGAAGGAGGGUCACAGCCAGAGAGAAACGCAGCGGAUUAGAAACUGAGAGAGAGGAAAAAGAGGUAGGGAGGGAAUGGAAGGUAUGAUUGGGGGGACAGUCAGGCAGAUAGAAGCCGGAGAUGAGCUGUCAGGUUCCAUUAUUAAUCCCCAUCCUUUACUAUUUAAUAUCCUAAAGACGCACACACACACAUACUGAACAGAGCUGCAGCUCCCUGCAAUAAUACCACGAGAGAGGAGCAAGAGAGAAGCGGCUAUAAAGAUUCUCCUAAUGUUAAAGGCAUCUGCUGCAUCCCAAAGGUUUUAAAACAAUUUCUCUCUCUUCACCGCCGUCGUGACUCCUGUAUUCUGCAGCGUUUUUUGGCAUACCACAAAAAUGAAAGGAAAAAAAAAAACCCAUAAAGGGCCACUGGAAGGCAAUCAUAACAAGCCGUUAGUUUAGCAUGUGGAGGUGAGGUGAAAAUCAGACCUUUGAAAGGGUGCCCUGUGUGCCGGACGUGAAAGCAUCUACAUUCACCUAUCUGAAUCCUGAUAUUGGAUACAUUUCAUGCAGAUAGGGGGGAGGUGGCGUACAGCGCAAAUACAGAAGGGAUUUUUUUUUUUUUAAGUGAAGAUGACCUCCUGCGGCAAAUAAGUCCCAAAGGAACAAUGUUGCUUUCAAGGAGUUUCUCCUUCCUCGGACAGUAUUCAGUUUUUCCCUUUGGCAGUACUGUUGUUGCGACUUUCACACAAGUAUUCCUUUGAAAGAAGGUUUUGUAUUUUUUAUGAUGUAUUACAGCUUUUUGUUAUAUUGUAUUUAUAACAGAUGAAUGCACUGUAUAUAUUUAAGUGUGCCCUCUAUUUUUGUACGUGCCUUGGACUGGAAUAUGAAGAAAAUGCUUUUCUUGGUCCAAACCUGCUGCUCUUAUGGUUAUACUUUAAAGCCUUGUGAACAACUUAAGAAACAUGUUACUGGUCAACACGCUCCCCUCCUUACACACACACACACACACACACACACUUAUUUCUAAGUUGGUGCCUGUCAAAACGGGUCGGAAAAGAUGACACACACAAGGCACCCGCUGCAUAGCAACAGCCUUUGAUGGUUCAUCAUCUCAUGGCCCUUGUCAGGAGUGGUGAGGGGACGUAACUGAGGUGUGAUUGGCAGGAUAAUAGAGUCACUUUAUAUUCAACCUCAGCCCAUUUGGUUUUUCCCAUAUCUAGGUGAUUUCAUCACUGUCGGCGCACACUGCCGGCUGUCAGCUGCCUCUCUGACAAGUUGAACUAAUGAACCGACACUUGACCCUUUUUACCCUUGAGUUGUUGAACUUUUCUGCCGGGCGUCAGUGACACCAGAGUGCAACUUUAGUUUGCACUUCACAGAGCCACACGCACACUAACACUUUCUUGCACCAUGCCCUUACCCCUCUUUUGGCACUGUUCAUGGUUUUACUUGACUCUGCACUCAA
Scomber scombrus (Atlantic mackerel) is the source of this 2631-nucleotide messenger RNA. Gene Ontology annotation, cellular component: plasma membrane. Gene Ontology annotation, molecular function: G protein-coupled receptor activity. The record is from RefSeq and is a predicted model, not a curated record. Gene Ontology annotation, biological process: cell surface receptor signaling pathway; adenylate cyclase-activating G protein-coupled receptor signaling pathway. Lineage: Eukaryota; Metazoa; Chordata; Actinopteri; Scombriformes; Scombridae.